AUGAACAACGAAAAUUCAGAGAUUCUUCCAAUACAAGAUAAAAACUUCCACGUUAAUUUAAGUGAAUUAUCGAAAAUUAAAUUCCCUGUACCAUCUUUUAAGCCUCUAAAUACGUUUUCUAUUUCAUCUAUUCUUUAUCAUGGGGAUACAGCAUCAAUAUUUAAAGGACAUUACGACAAUCAAGUAGUAAUUAUCGAGACAUGCACAAGAAUCCCAUUUCUUUUAGUUUGUAGAGAAUAUCAGUAUUUAACGCAAGAACUUAACCAAAUCGAAAAUAUUGUUAAGAUUAAGGCUCUUACGAGAAAUACAUCACUUGGCGUUGUUUCAAUUGCAUACGAAGACAUCGAUUUCGUUCCUUGGUCAACACCAAUCCCAGUUGACAAUCUUAUUCCAUUAUUUAGCAUGCUUCUUUCAACUUUAUCAAAAAUACAUCAUAAGAAAUUCUCUCAUGGCUCAAUUUGCAGAUCUAGUAUUUAUAUCAGCCCAGAUUUCAAGAAUUUGACCAUUGGCUGCUUCCAUGCGGCUGUGAAAAUAGGAGAUCUUACUGCCUUAGUUUAUAACCAUCCUUGCAUGCCAAAAUCAAAAAAUACAACAGAUCCACGUAAAAGCGAUUUAUAUUCUGCUGCUUUGUGGUUCCUUUCUUACUUUGAUGAAGAUCCACAUGUUGCUUUGGAAAAAGUCGACAGUCUUCCAAUUCCUCCAGAAAUAAUUUCAAUUAUUCAUAAACUUACAUGCGAAGAUGAAUCAGAGCGUAUCAGCGCUGAUAAGGCAUCAAAAGCCAUACAAGCUUUUCUUAAUCCAUCAGAAUAA
Trichomonas vaginalis G3 is the source of this 810-nucleotide messenger RNA. Its product is annotated as protein kinase-like (PK-like) family. Lineage: Eukaryota; Parabasalia; Trichomonadida; Trichomonadidae. The coding region runs from base 1 to 810 and encodes 269 amino acids. The transcript has a single exon. The record is from RefSeq and is a predicted model, not a curated record.